AUGGGGAAAAGGUUUUGGAUUCAAAUUAAACAAGGAGUCACCCGCGUGGCUGCUCCAUCCAGGGGCCUCGCCCUGCCAAGAAGCCGCUCUCCUGUCAGCACCUGGGGGCUUGGAAGGAUGUUUCACUCAGGCCGAAUGUGGAGCUGUCAUUCGAAAUGGAAGCGAAGUUCUCUUUUGUUCUUAUUUGCUUUAUAUAUUGUGUAUGUUCCUCCCUCAGGUUCCUACCUGAUCCCGCUCCCGGCCGCAGAACUAGCCAACUGUGCAGAUUUGGGGACCCUUUGCCAAGCUACUGUAAACUCUCCUAGUACUACACCACCCACUGUCACCACUAACAUGCCUGUUACUAAUAGAACCGAUAAACAAAGGAAUGAUGGAAUUAUUUAUAGAAUUUUCAUAGAGAUUCAAAACAUCCUUCAUCACCCCGAGGUAAAAGUACAGAGCAAGGUGGCCGAAUGGCUCAAUUCAACCUUCCAGAAUUGGAACUAUACUGUUUAUGUGGUUAAUAUCAGUUUUCACCUGAGCACUGGAGAGGACAAGAUUAAAGUGAGGAGAAGCAUUGUGAAUGAUCAAAGGUUGGUGAUUUUGGCCCUUCUAGUUUACAAUGCUACCGACAAUCCCGAUUUAGAAGGAAGAACCAUUCAGCAGAAGCUCUUAAGAAAUAAUGAGUCCCUGGAUGAGGGCUUGAGGCUACACAGAGUGAACGUGAGGCGACUGGGUAUAUGUCAUGAUGAUGAGGACCCCAAAGGCUAUAAAUGGCCAGCCAUCCAACCUUCUGUAUACAAUGCUCCCUGUCCAGGGAAGCCGGGCUUCUAUGCUUCACGGACAUGUUAUGAUGACCCUGCCAACACAUCUCUAGCUUACUGGGGUCCUCCUGAUAUCUCCAAUUGCUCAAGUGAAGCAAAUGAAGUUGCCAAUCAGAUUUUAAAUUUAACUGGUGAUGGGCAGACAUUAAACUCAGCCAAUAUCACCAGCAUCGUAGAACAGGUCAAAAGGAUUGUAAAUAAAGAAGAAAAUAUUGAUAUAACGCUUGGCUCAACUUUAAUGAAUAUAUUUUCUAAUAUCUUAACCAGUCCAGACAGAGACUUGCUUGAGUCUUCUUCUGAAGCUUUAAAAACAAUUGAUGAAUUGGCCUUCAAGAUAGACCUACAUAGCACAUCGCAUGUGAAUAUCACAACUCGGAAUUUGGCUCUUGGAGUAUCAUCUGUGUCCCCAGAGACCAAUGAAAUUUCAAAUUUUAGCAUUGGUCUUCCAAGCAAUAAUGAAUCAUAUUUCCAGAUGGAUUUUGAGAGUGGACAAAUGGAUCCAUUGGCUUCUGUAAUUUUGCCUCCAAACUUGCUUGAGAACCUGAGUGAAGAAGAUUCUGUAUUAGUUAAAAGAGCACAGUUUACUUUCUUCAAUAAAACUGGACUCUUCCAGGAUGUAGGAACCAAGAAAGGCACCUUAGUGAGUUAUGUGAUGGCAUGCAGUAUUGGAAACAUUACUAUCCAGGAUCUGAAGGAUCCUGUUCGAAUUAAAAUCAAACAUACAAGGACUCAGGCUGUGCCUCGUCCCAUCUGUGCCUUCUGGGAUCUGAACAAAAACGAAGGUUCUGGAUUUUGGAACACUUCAGGAUGUGUCGCACACAAAGAUUCAGACGCCAGCGAGACGGUCUGCCUGUGUAACCACCUGACCCACUUUGGGAUUCUGAUGGACCUUCAAGGAACUGCCUCACAGUUGGAUGCAAAAAACACUAAAGUCCUCACCUUCAUUACCAAUAUUGGGUGUGGAAUAUCUGCUAUUUUUUCAGCAGCUACCCUCCUGACAUAUGUGGCUUUUGAAAAAUUACGAAGGGAUUAUCCCUCCAAAAUCUUGAUGAACCUGAGUACAGCCCUGCUGUUCCUGAAUCUCCUCUUCCUCCUGGAUGGCUGGAUCACCUCGUUUCAUGUGGAUGGACUUUGCACGGCCAUUGCAGCCCUGCUGCAUUUCUUCCUUCUAGCUACCUUUACCUGGAUGGGGCUAGAAGCGAUUCAUAUGUACAUUGCUCUGGUUAAAGUAUUUAACACUUACAUUCGCCGAUACAUACUGAAAUUCUGCAUCAUUGGCUGGGGUCUGCCUGCCUUAGUUGUGUCCAUUAUUCUAGCAAGCAGAAACCAAAAUGAAGUUUAUGGAAAAGAGAGUUAUGGAAAAGAACAAGGUGAUGAAUUCUGUUGGAUUAAAGAUCCUGUCAUAUUUUAUGUGACCUGUGCCGGGUAUUUUGGACUCAUGUUUUUCCUGAAUGUCGCCAUGUUCAUUGUGGUGAUGGUGCAGAUCUGCGGGAGGAAUGGCAAAAGGAGCAGCCGGACGCUACGCGAGGAGGUUCUAAGGAACCUGCGCAGUGUGGUCAGCCUGACGUUUCUACUGGGCAUGACGUGGGGGUUUGCUUUCUUUGCCUGGGGACCUUUGAAUGUCCCUUUCAUGUACCUUUUCUCCAUCUUCAAUUCUUUACAAGGCUUAUUUAUAUUUAUCUUCCACUGUGCUAUGAAGGAGAAUGUUCAGAAGCAGUGGAGACGGCAUCUCUGCUGUGGUCGAUUUCGAUUAGCAGACAACUCAGACUGGAGUAAGACAGCUACCAAUAUCAUCAAGAAAAGUUCUGAUAAUCUAGGAAAAUCUUUGUCCUCAAGCUCCAUUGGCUCUAACUCAACCUACCUUACAUCCAAGUCUAAAUACAGCUCUACCACCUACUUCAAAAGGAAUAGCCACACUGACAAUGCAUCCAUGGACAAGUCCUCAUCAAAACUGACCCAUGCUGAUGGAGAACAAACAUCAAUCAUCCCUGUCCAUCAGGUCAUUGAUAAGGUCAAGGGAUAUUGCAAUGCUCAUUCAGAUAAUUUCUAUAAAAAUAUUAUCAUGUCAGACACCUUCAGCCACAGCACAAAGUUUUAA
Lipotes vexillifer (Yangtze River dolphin) is the source of this 2901-nucleotide messenger RNA. It is a transcript of the gene ADGRG6, whose product is annotated as adhesion G protein-coupled receptor G6. Gene Ontology annotation, cellular component: plasma membrane. Lineage: Eukaryota; Metazoa; Chordata; Mammalia; Artiodactyla; Lipotidae. Gene Ontology annotation, molecular function: laminin binding; G protein-coupled receptor activity. The record is from RefSeq and is a predicted model, not a curated record. Gene Ontology annotation, biological process: heart trabecula formation; cell surface receptor signaling pathway; adenylate cyclase-activating G protein-coupled receptor signaling pathway.